Molecule: messenger RNA, 1625 nt
Organism: Macrobrachium nipponense
Lineage: Eukaryota; Metazoa; Arthropoda; Malacostraca; Decapoda; Palaemonidae
Gene: betaggt-I
Product: geranylgeranyl transferase type-1 subunit beta-like
Exons: 7
Coding region: 127-1218 (363 amino acids)
Biological process (GO): protein geranylgeranylation
Cellular component (GO): CAAX-protein geranylgeranyltransferase complex
Molecular function (GO): CAAX-protein geranylgeranyltransferase activity
Source: RefSeq, a predicted model, not a curated record
GGCUUCAAGAUGACAAUGACAGCAGCUCCAUGUCAUAGUCAAGCACAAAGUUUGUAAACAAGGACAACCCUUGUCAUACCGUAGUUAUUAUUAUUAAGUAGUGUAGAUAGGGAAAAGCGAUAAAAAAUGUCGUCUUGUGACGAAUACAAAUUUUUACGGAAAAGACACGUGAAGUUUUUGCAGAGGAGCUUACAGAUUCUCCCGUUUAGUACGGUUACCUUUGACACUAGUCGCAUGACGGUGCUUUUUUUCACACUCUCAGGACUAGACCUCUUAAAUGCCCUUGAAGAAUUAGGAGAUUCUGAAAAGAAAAAUAUAAUUGAUUGGAUAUAUUCAUUACAAAUAGUGCCAGAAAAUGAUCCAGAUAUGCGAAAUGCUGGUUUCCGUGGUGGGUCCUCACUUGCUAGCAGUCGGUCUACAGAAGAAUACUUACAUCAUAUGGGUUCUUUCGAUUGUGGUCACAUAACUAUGACUUACACAGCACUUGCUUCCCUCAUUAUUUUAGGAGAUGAUCUUAGUCGUGUCAAUAGAAAAGCCGUUUUAGCUCAUGUUGCUGCCUUACAAUGCCAGGAUGGAAGCUUCUUUUCAACUCUCGGAGGCAGUGAAAACGACAUGAGGUUUAUGUACUGUGCCGCAGCCAUAUGCUAUAUUCUUCAAGAUUUUUCUGCCAUUAAUUUAGACACAGCAAAAAAAUACAUCAUUAAUAGCAUGAGCUAUGAAGGUGCUCUUGGACAGGGAAUAUACUUAGAAGCUCAUGGUGGCAGUAGCUAUUGUGCUAUUGCUACUUUACAUUUAAUGGGUCAGCUGGAAUCUACACUUUCACAGUCACAAAGACAGAGACUAAUUCGUUGGUUAGUUAAUCGUCAGAGUGAAGAAGGAGGGUUACAAGGUCGGCCAAAUAAACGAUCAGAUACAUGUUACACAUUUUGGAUAGGAGCAUCUUUAAAGCUUCUUGGUGGAAUUGACUUUCUGGAUCUGGAAGCCCUCAGGCAAUUCGUAUUAUCUACGCAAGAUCCCAUAACUGGUGGCUUGGCAAAAUAUCCAAAUGCCCAUCCUGAUGGGCUGCACACAUACCUAGGAAUUAGUGGACUGUCUCUCCUCAAAAAGGAUGAUUUAAGACUCGUUGAUCCGGCCCUUAACAUUAGUGAACGUGCAGUGAAGCAUCUAAACCUCUUACAUAGUACCAAUUGCCACAAUUCCGUCUCUGUAGAGUGUUGACAGUGCAUUACGUAUUAUGUUGUUCAUUGUUUUUUGUUAUUGUCAGAUGUGUAUUAUAUGUAUUUAAAAGUUAUAAAUACAAAUAAAUCUAUGUGGAUAAAUUUCACAGGAAUACUGAAGGUCAUGAGUUGCAUUAUAAAUUAUGAAAUUUUAAGUAAAUGGAUUUUAUUAAGCGAAGGGGAGAAAACUACUUUGAUCAUAUUUUUACCAAGUCACUCACAUGAAAAUGUGACAAAGUAGUGAAUUUUCCGCUUUUGAUAUAAGAGCACAAAUAAUUAAGUUAGGUUUUCAAUGUUUAUAUAUGAAUUUUAGAUAAGACAAUUGCUGUUACAGAUCGGACAUAUUGUAAAUUAUAUAUGUAUACAUCUUUAUAAGCAACCCAAUGGGUUAUUACAUAGUUAAUUUUA